Molecule: messenger RNA, 318 nt
Organism: Aspergillus tanneri
Lineage: Eukaryota; Fungi; Ascomycota; Eurotiomycetes; Eurotiales; Aspergillaceae
Exons: 1
Coding region: 1-318 (105 amino acids)
Source: RefSeq, a predicted model, not a curated record
AUGUUACCGAAUCAACGAUCCGGAUCGAAAAACAUUAUCGACCGACGAUGGGACCCGGGGUGGGUGGUAUCGGGACGGCUCGGGAACUCCUGUUGGCGGACGAUGGGACGGGAGCCGGUGUUGGUGGUGUCGGGACGGGCUCCGUUCGGCAUUGGACGGUCGACGGGGAUUGUACGGGGUGGGGCGGGUCGACAGUCUACGGGGACUGUAUGGGGGGACGGGUCUUACGUCAGCGACACACAGCGUACGUGGAGUGUCCGGGGAAGUGCGCAACCGGACCUCUGCGGGCCGCCGUAUUCCGCGGGCAAAGGCCCGUAG